Messenger RNA from Oncorhynchus gorbuscha (pink salmon), 2034 nucleotides. RefSeq names its product radial spoke head component 1 (gene rsph1). The transcript has 6 exons. Gene Ontology annotation, biological process: spermatid development; axoneme assembly. Bases 835 to 1974 code for a protein of 379 amino acids. Lineage: Eukaryota; Metazoa; Chordata; Actinopteri; Salmoniformes; Salmonidae. Gene Ontology annotation, cellular component: nucleus; motile cilium. The record is from RefSeq and is a predicted model, not a curated record.
AUCAAUAACUAGGGUAGGGCCUGUUUUUCAUCAAUAACUAGGGUUGGGCCUGUUUUUCAUCAAUAACUAGGGUUGGGCCUGUUUUUCAUCAAUAACUAGGCUAGGACCUGUUUUUCAUCAAUAACUAGGCUAGGACCUGUUUUUUAUCAAUAACUAGGAUAAGACCUGUUUUAGGUUAGGGCCAGGUAGGGCCUUUUUUUCAUCAAUAGCUAGGGUAGGGCCUGUUUUUCAUCAAUAGCUACGGUACGGGCAGGGCUUGGGUAUCACUAAAUUGAUCAUUAACAUUUUGAAGCUAAGCCACUUGUUCGUGCUCUGUUGCACAGUACAGCCAUAUCUGACUAAGAUCAAAACAAGGUGUCAGAAGUGCUUCAACCUCGUCAAAAAGUCAGGAGAGAUUAUUUCACAGAAAAUAAUAAAUGUUCAUUGAGUUUUGUUGGAUUUUAGAGUGCCGAAAAGUAGCUAACUGCUCUCACGUCUCUACAGUGAGCAGAGCAGCCCAAGCGUAGCCGUUGCUAUGGAUACGUACAGACUCAGAGCCGUCAUGAGCGUGUGUGACAGACAGAGAGGAGCAGCCAAUGCGUUUACUAAUGGAGGAGGUUGUUUCUGGUUUCGGGCAGGGCCAGGCCUUCAAUUUGGCAGAAGCAAUUGGGCCUCUGGGUAGACUAAUCAAAUGCAUAGCUGGAGCCCUAAGCUGGAUAGAAUUUAUUUGAUACAUCUUAGAUUAAUACACUGAAAAAAAAUAUAAACGCAACAAUUUCAACAAAUUUACUGAGUUCCUUUGAAUAUAGCCAAAGGGAGCGUGAUGAGAUAAUUGUAUCGUAGUCACUUUUUGACAUGCCGGGGGGGGGUGGUAAUUCUGACCUCUCGAAAGAACUGUUACAUUUAUCUGAGUGCCAGACGAGAACACAUUUACAUAUAGUCACUCUUAGUGAUUAUGUGCGUCAAGGCAUUAUUCCACGGGGACUCAGGUGGCAAAAAGACCCAUCAUUGGGACAGCGCACAGAUGAUUUCUGUGAGCGUUGGUGUGCCAUCCUGAACAAAUGCUCUAUUGGUUUAAUGACAUUAAUUGUUGACCCGUUGAAAAAUGAUUUUAUUGAAAUGGAUAACACGAUUGAAGAGAAACGCACAGCUCUGCAAGGAGCUGUUAAUGAUGAUGGCAUAUUUAAUGAACUGAUGAAAACUAACUAUGCGCUCCAGAACAAGUUGUCCACAGAAUUAAAGGAACUUAAAAUCAAGAAAUUCAACCAAGACGAAAAAGGCAAGGCUGAGGACAAAGUGGACUUCUGGAGAAACCCUGACAAGGGAGGUCCUGCUCCUCGUCUCCAUGGCAGACGCAGGAUCCACCCCCGUCUGAUCAACGCUCUACAACCAGCGCCUCAUCGGCUUCCACUGUCAGUUUUUCAUCCAACGAGAGACUGGGCCGACGGAAGGGCUGAGGUGACCGGGGGCACACGCACCGAUGAGAUGCCGCACCCGACGGGAAAUGGACAAGGUAUAUACCACUACAACGACACAGGUUCCAGGUACAUGGGCACGUGGGUGAUGGGAAAGAUGGAGUCAGCAGGAGAAUUCAUCCACCUGAACCACAGAUACCAGGGCAACUUCCUCAACAACAACCCAUCAGGCCCAGGGAAGUAUGUGUUUGAAAUUGGCUGUGAGCAGCAUGGAGAAUACCUACAGGUGGAUCAGCCUGCAUCAGAUGAGGAGAAUGGUAAACAUAGGAAAGCCCAGAAGUCCAGGUCUCCCUACCCUGGCCAUGGGGAGGGCUAUUUCUCCAUAGGGGCUUCAGGAGAGGAGGACAGAGGGGAUGCCGAGGAGGAUGAGAUAGUAUCCACCAUGGUCCUAAAGUGGAAGCCCAAGGCUGUCACGGGCCUGUCCCUCUGGACCCCAGCCAAAGAUCCAUCCUCGGACGGAGAAGGACUGGCCUCCGCAGACGAGAAAGGGGGAUCUAAACCUCCCACUCCAGACACCUGAGACCUUGCCAGAUUCGCACAGCAAACACACAUUUCAAUAAUAAAGACAUCUCUCUCAUAA